Molecule: messenger RNA, 880 nt
Organism: Tarenaya hassleriana
Lineage: Eukaryota; Viridiplantae; Streptophyta; Magnoliopsida; Brassicales; Cleomaceae
Product: vacuolar protein sorting-associated protein 29-like
Exons: 4
Coding region: 194-769 (191 amino acids)
Biological process (GO): retrograde transport, endosome to Golgi; intracellular protein transport
Cellular component (GO): retromer complex; endosome
Source: RefSeq, a predicted model, not a curated record
UGGUGCAACCAAGUGGGUUAUUAGUGUUAAAAACCCCCGAUCAGAGGGGCGGGGGGAGAAAAAGCAAAAAGAUCUUCCAUGGGCGAUCUCUGAGUAAGAUUCCCACGAACCAGACAGAGAAUCCGUUUGCUUCGAAAGUUCUUUCUCCGUCGGGAUUUUGAGCAGGGUUAGGGCUUUCGAGGAACUGUUAAAAAUGGUGCUCGUGCUGGCUUUGGGGGAUCUACACGUACCUCACAGAGCGCCUGAUCUGCCCCCCAAGUUCAAAUCAAUGCUUGUUCCUGGCAAGAUCCAACACAUCAUCUGCACUGGAAAUCUCUGCAUCAAGGAAGUUCAUGACUACUUGAAAACCAUCUGUCCUGAUUUGCAUAUAGUCGGUGGAGAGUUUGACGAAGAGACACGAUACCCAGAAACCAAAACACUGACUAUUGGGCAAUUCAAGCUGGGAUUAUGUCACGGCCACCAGGUGGUCCCAUGGGGAGAUCUAGAUUCACUAGCCAUGCUCCAGAGGCAACUGGAUGUGGACAUUCUCGUGACGGGCCAUACCCACCAGUUUACAGCUUACAAACACGAGGGAGGCGUCGUGAUAAACCCGGGAUCUGCAACCGGAGCCCACAGCAGCAUAAACUACGAUGUCAACCCUAGCUUUGUUCUUAUGGACAUCGACGGCCAACGGGUUGUGGUCUAUGUCUACGAGCUCACUGAUGGAGAGGUCAAAGUCGACAAGAUCGAUUUCAAGAAGACCUCUUCAACCAAUUCUUCUGCCCAUUAGCCAAAAAAGACAAACGAAAUUGUAAGUAAUCAUCUCGAGUUAAGACGAAAAACAACUUUCUUGUUUCUCUGUCUUGUAACUUCUUCAGUAGUCUUCAUGUUCAUGCAGACA